Molecule: messenger RNA, 3118 nt
Organism: Cygnus olor (mute swan)
Lineage: Eukaryota; Metazoa; Chordata; Aves; Anseriformes; Anatidae
Product: lipase member M-like
Exons: 11
Coding region: 907-2247 (446 amino acids)
Biological process (GO): lipid metabolic process
Molecular function (GO): hydrolase activity, acting on ester bonds
Source: RefSeq, a predicted model, not a curated record
CUUCCCAAAGAGCUCCUGUUUGUCAUUUAACAAGCUCUGCUUGACCAGAUCUAGCAGGUAUUAACGUCAGGAGAGACGACAGGAGCCAGACCCCAGAUCAUACUGCUCCCUCUAAGCUGGGUCAUUGCAAUAUGCAAGCGCGUAGGCAGCUUGGCGAGGGGUGGAGUGCUGGCUUGGAAGGCAGUGCUGCCAAAAAUCCACCCACGGCCCAUGCCAGCCUUCGCCAGCUCUGCAGAGCCCCCCUGGCAGCGGUGGACUGAGGACACUGCCAGCUGCGAAGCGGUGCAGCCCACAGGAGGCACGCGGGGCAGGCUAACAUCUCCUAACAGGGGCCACGUUAAGUGCACGCCGACACAUGGAGGUAACCACGCAGGUGGGGGUGGCCGUGCACAGACACCCAGCAGAGAAAGUCACCUCAUGCAGUGCUCCCGGCAGGCGUCCCACGUGCUGUGUAAGAAAGGGCACGUCCUCCCGAUGAAACUGCUCCCGUGGGAGUGCAAGGCAGCUUCAUCCCCAGCCCCUUCCACCCCGGUACAGGCAGGGAGCGGUCUGGCAGCAGCACGCUGGCCCCAUGGAGGCCAUGGGCAAUGUCAGAUCACACUGCACUGCAUUGGGUGGGAAUGGCCUAUUCGCCAUGUGUCUCUCCUCUUCUGGGUAAUAUUCCCACGUGAGCCUGGAUAGGAAGGGUGUCACCUUUUGGAGCGAUUCCAGUUCUUGGGUAAAUUACACAUUAGUGGGAGAAGGGAUUAUGGGGAGUGGCGACCUGCGGCACUGCCAGGUGCGCGGAGCAGAGGGAUAACAGCCUGGUGUGUGGGGGGAGAGUGCAGCACAGAGAGCACGCUCCUCUCCCUCCUGCUCGGCAGAUCCUGGGACGAAGGCACCUGUCCUGCUGCAGCAGACGAGCUGAUGGCAACAAGACAGACCCAGGCAUCUUCGGGAGUGGAGCCAUCGGCAGCACACACAGCCGCUACCCUGCUGAGCCUCCCUCCUCUGCCCGCUGGUCCUGGUGGCCCUGCCCUCCUCAUGAGCAUGAGAACCAUGAUGUGGCUGUUCAUCACCAUUGCUUGUUUCAUCUGCAGCACUGAAAAGUGCAACGCAAGCCCCGAGGUGUUCAUGGAUGUUGGUGAAAUCGUUCGCUACCACGGGUACCCCUAUGAAGAGCACGAAAUUGUGACAGAUGAUGGUUAUUACCUCACCAUGCAGAGGAUUCCUCAUGGUAGGAACUCGGGAAGUUCAAGCACCUCCCAUGAAGCAGAGACACAAGGUUCCAGCAUGUUUUGCGUCCCUCCAAAGCCUGCGGUGCUCCUGCAGCAUGGCCUGGUGUUGGAGGGCAGUAACUGGGUUACUAACUUGCCCAACAGCAGCCUGGGCUUCAUCCUCGCGGAUGCUGGCUAUGAUGUCUGGAUAGGAAACAGCAGGGGGAACAGCUGGUCACGCAAACACAAAGAGUUUGAAUACCACAACGAGAAAUACUCAGCUUACAGCUUUCAUGAAAUGGCCAUGUAUGACCUUCCAGCAACAAUCAACUAUAUUUUGCAGAAAACUGGACAGGAGCAGUUAUACUAUGUGGCUUACUCUCAAGGCACCACCACAGGUUUCAUUGCGUUUUCUUCCAUUCCUGAGCUGGAUCGCAAAAUCAAGAUGUUUUUCGCUUUGGCUCCUAUCACCACAAGCUCAAACAUGAAGUCACCCUUGGUCAGGGUGUUUGACCUUCCUGAGGGUCUGGUUAAGUUCAUUUUAGGACACAUACUGGUCUUCGAUAAGGGCGAGAUUUUGCAGCAAGUGACUUCCCGUCUGUGCGGCUACACAUUCUUUAAAAGCUUUUGCUCUUUGGUCCUUUACUUGCCUGGUGGGUUUACCAACAGCUUAAAUGUGAGCCGCAUAGAUGUCUACUUGUCUCGCUACCCUGAUUCAACAUCCCUAAAAAACAUGUUACAUUGGCGCCAGCUCUAUCAAACAGGGGAAUUCAAAUAUUAUGAUUAUGGCAGCGACAAUGUGCUUCAUUAUAACCAGAGCACACCUCCUUUCUAUGAGCUGGAAAAUAUGAAAGCACCACUUGCUGCAUGGUAUGGCGGCAAGGACUGGAUUUCAGCCCCUGAAGAUGUAAAUAUAACACUGCCUCGUAUAACCAACAUGGUGUACAAGAAGUAUAUUCCUGAAUUCGUCCACUUCGACUUCCUUUGGGGUACGCAAGCAUAUGAACAAGUAUACAAAGAAAUUCUUGAACUGAUGAAGAAGAAUGCCUAGAGUUGGAAAAGUGGCAGUAAUUGUUCAUUUCUUCUUUGUCUUUGGGGGCUUCUUUUAUUUGAAGAAAAAAAAAAAAAGUGAGGAAAAAAAGAGGUGAAAAGGUUCAUUAAACUGCUGCACUUGUUGUGGGAUUAUAUUAUUCUGGCAAGUGAGGAAAAUAGGCCAAUCCCAUGAUCAGAGAAUCACAUGGGAUUUAGGUUAAGUAGGUGGAGGUCCUCGCAGAAGUUGGGCAUGGACUUUCGACUCUGAGUCUCUCAGGUGCCUCACGCACAUGGGUUUCCAGCAACAAGCAAUUUCUGUGGAGCUUGGCUCUUGGCAGCUGCCGUAGGCUCUGGCCUCCCUGUGGCUGGGUUCCCAGCUGCGAACAACAGGAUAGCAGCUUGGCUCUGUUGUGCAUGCUGGUGUUUCAAGUGCGCUCAGACGGGACCACACAGUUCAUUGCUUUACAGUCAGAAGGAGCUAAAAACUUUCUGCUAGUAAUAAAAAGAGCUAGUACUGCUGAUUCAGGUGACACCAAACUUGAUCAUACACAACAGUGUUUUCAAUAAGCUGUACCGAAAAAGACCAUUUUGCACAAUUUUAUGUAAUAGUCCCAAGGUACAAACCCAGAUGGAAGAGUCACUUUUUGCUGAGUCUCAGAAAAUGCUUUGGUUUUCCUUACGUGUGAGAGAGAAGAAGAGUCGGGAGUCUAACUCUGUUCUUAGCCUCUGGAUUACCCUUCAUAAUACAGUAUUGAUUAAGGGAGGAAUGGUGAAUUUGCCUGUUUGUGCAAUGAUAUUCUUAAAGUAUGUCUACAAGCAAGCAGGGCAAAGGAUAAGGCACUUUUCCCACAAAGAUGUAUGAAAAAUAAUAAUAAAGCAAAAAGGGUCCA